UUCAACUACUAAACUACUCCGUACUUCUUGACAAUACUUAUCUGUGGAAUUGAUGGGCGAGACAGGCAUCGAUUGAUUCCUCCUCAACUUCUUCACCCCCCUCUCAUUCUCGUCUGCCAGGAGCUGGCUCUUUCCUCGUCCCUCGGUAACCUUCUCUGUCGUUUGCUCAUCCGCGCGCCGCUGUGCGGAUCCUUUACAUGAUGCGCUGGUGUCUUUCCUUCUUCCUCUUCGGCUUUCUCGCCGUUGUGAAUGCGCUCAGUAGCUCCGGGAACCGUCUCCUCGUCGUCUUGGAGGAUGCCUCCGAGCAGAGUAACUAUUCUACGUUCUGGGAGGAUCUAAAAGCUCGCGGAUAUGACAUCGCCUUUGAAUCUCCUAAGAAUGACAAGCUCUCCCUCUUCGAGCUUGGCGAGAGAGCUUAUGACCAUCUCCUUCUUCUUCCUCCGAAGUCCAAGGGAUUUGGACCUUCUCUGAGCCCCAAGAACAUCGUCGACUUCCUAAACAAGGACGGCAACGUCCUCCUCGCUCUUUCCGGCAAGUCCACCACGCCUAGCGCCAUCAGCUCGCUUCUUUUGGAGCUUGACCUUCAUUUGUCGACGGAUCGCUCGUCAAUUGUCGUUGAUCACUUCAACUAUGAUACCAUCUCCGCCGCUGAGAAGCACGAUGUUCUGCUUCUGCAGCGCCCCGGCCAGCUGAGACCCGACACCAAGUCGUAUUUCGACGGCGAAGGUGUCCUGGCGCUUCCUCGGGUUGCGCCUCACACUCUCGGCGACAACAUCCUUAUUGCGCCUAUUCUGCGUGCUCCGGCCACUGCUUAUAGCUACAACCCUAAGGAGGAGAACGCCGCGAUCGAGGACAUCGCGGCUACCGGCUCCCAGCUUGCUCUAGUCUCAACCCUGCAGACUCGCAGCUCCUCUCGCUUCACCCUACUUGGCUCCGUGGAGAGUCUACAGGACAAGUGGUUCACCGCCACCGUCAAGGCCCCCGGCAGUGGCAAGGAGACCACCACGGUCAACCAGGAAUUUGCUAAGCAGCUGACUGCUUGGACCUUCAAAGAGACUGGUGUCCUCAAGGUCGGAAAGAUUGAGCACCAUCUCGCCCAGGACGAAAUUACCGCCCAGGACUUAAACCCUACCAUUUACCGGGUCAAGAACGAGACUGUCUUUAGCAUCGAAGUCUCUGAGUACAGCUACGACAAGUUCGUGCCUUUUGAGUUGCCCGCCGACGAUGCCCUUCAGCUCGAGUUCACCAUGCUCUCCCCCUUCCACCGCCUGAAGCUGAAACCUGCCUACCACACCGAGAACAGCACCGUUUUCCGCACCCAGUUCACCGUUCCCGAUCAGCACGGCAUCUUCUCGUUCCGUGUGAACUACAAGCGUCCGUUCCUCACCAAUAUUGAGGAGAAGCACGAGGUGACGGUGCGCCACUUUGCCCACAAUGAGUUCGCCCGCAGCUGGAAGAUCAGCGGGGCUUGGGUCUGGAUUGCCGGGCUGUGGUCUGUCAUCGGGGGCUUCAUGGCCUUUGUGGCCGUGUGGCUUUACUCAGAGCCUACCUCCGCCAAGGUUAAGAAGAACCAGUGAUUGUAUUUUAUCUAGAUGUCCAGUCAAUGACAGUUUCCG
Aspergillus saccharolyticus JOP 1030-1 is the source of this 1616-nucleotide messenger RNA. Its product is annotated as dolichyl-diphosphooligosaccharide-protein glycotransferase. Gene Ontology annotation, cellular component: endoplasmic reticulum membrane; oligosaccharyltransferase complex. Bases 198 to 1577 code for a protein of 459 amino acids. Lineage: Eukaryota; Fungi; Ascomycota; Eurotiomycetes; Eurotiales; Aspergillaceae. The transcript is spliced from 4 exons. The record is from RefSeq and is a predicted model, not a curated record.